Girardinichthys multiradiatus is the source of this 1148-nucleotide messenger RNA. RefSeq names its product pyroglutamyl-peptidase 1-like. The transcript is spliced from 5 exons. The record is from RefSeq and is a predicted model, not a curated record. Gene Ontology annotation, biological process: proteolysis. Gene Ontology annotation, cellular component: cytosol. Bases 129 to 773 code for a protein of 214 amino acids. Lineage: Eukaryota; Metazoa; Chordata; Actinopteri; Cyprinodontiformes; Goodeidae. Gene Ontology annotation, molecular function: pyroglutamyl-peptidase activity.
GUGUUUUUUUUUCUUUCUUUUCAGUGAACAAGGAGAGGACAGCAGAGAGCAUAAACCACACUGUGAUUCCUGGUCGGGCUCUCUUUAUUAUUCAUCUAUAACAGUUAUUUUCACAGCAUACGAAGAUAAUGGCCAAUAAGAAAAAAGUAGUGGUGACAGGGUUUGAGCCCUUUGGGGAGCAUGCUGUGAACUCCAGCUGGGUGGCGGUGCAGGAACUGGAACGAUUAGGACUGGGGGAGACAGUAGAUCUUCAUGUGUGUGAGUUACCUGUCGAUUAUCAGGCUGUUGAGAACAUUUUGCCAUCUCUGUGGAAAGAACAUCAACCCCAGCUGGCAGUCCAUGUGGGUGUUUCUGGGGUAGCGACCUCAGUCACUUUGGAGCAGUGUGGCCACAACAAGGGCUACAAACGUCUGGACAACCGCAGCUUCUGCCCAGCCUCCCACUGCUGCAUGGAGGAUGGACCCGACUGCAUAAAAUCAGUCAUAGACAUGGACACAGUAUGCAAAAGGGUCAACGGGUCAAACAUGGGGAUAACUGUGUGCGUAUCAAUGGAUGCUGGAAGGUAUCUUUGUGAUUACACCUACUACAUGUCUCUGCACCAAGGCCAGGGUCGCUCCGCAUUUGUCCAUGUGCCUCCGUUAGGAGGACCCUACAGCAGGGGUGAGCUGGGCAGAGGCCUUCAGGCUGUUGUGAAGGAAAUGAUGAGCUUGCUGGACACUGAUUACACUGAAGAGGAGCAAAAAGACAACAAAUGCUGUCAUCAUAAGCAAUAACACUAAAGAGAACCAUUACAACAUUUGUACAAAUGAAAACAGCCAAUUUCCUCGUGUUUCACUUUACUUGGCAUCAUGUCUGAGACAAAGAACUGCAACUCAAUUUUGAUUUAAAACAAAGUCAAAAUAUUCAAUGGGGACCACCUUAAUGAGUUUUAUAUCUCUAGUUUAAGGUAAUCCAAGCAUGAAUUUUGCUAUUUUUUUAAAUGCAAAGCACAAUCUAUAUAUGACAGAAAUGUAAAGAUGUAAUGAUCUCAGGGAAAAACUUCACAUGGAGUCAGCAUUGACAGAUGUGUUUAAUACUGUAUGUAUGUAUUAUAGCUUUGCAAAGCAAAGCAGGUAAAUCUGGGUGAAAGAAUAAAAAACUUGUCUGUA